UUAUUUCCCGUUUUGCUACCAACGUGACGCGAUCUGUUCGCUCUUGAUGUAGAACUAAUGUGCGGUGAAAGAACAGUGAUCUCUGCAUCUCUUGCUCUAUUCGCGAAACUACUUUUUGAUUCUUCUCGUUUCUGAGAGGUAUCUAUUCUUGAUGCGGGUUAUUUCCUCUUGAUCGAGUGACUGGUUGUUACAAGAUUGAAUGGAGCCUCCUUGUACGAGAUCAUUUCUUUUAAUCUUUUAUACAAGCCCAGGACAGGGUACGGUGUCAUCUUGUUGAGCCAGGAUUUUCCCCCUGUUUAAUUCUUCUUGCCUGAUGGUUAUGGGCACUGCAAGUUCAACAAUCUGUGUUGUCUUUCUCCCUGAAACAAAAAAUAUAGUUCCUUUUUAGGGUUUAAGUUGGUUCCUUCCUGUAUGUUAUUUUACUUAUUUUCUGCUCGUUUUCAAUUUCGUGCUCAUAGUACAUUGGUUGGGUCAUUUCAAACUUUUGUUUGGUGAACUCUCAAUAAUUCUUGCAAAUUACAGGACCAUUGGGCCAAGGGAAUGACAAGUUCAGCUUUGAACUUUGCAGUAGUGGCAUAUAUCUAUAUAUUUAUUCUUUGUAGUGUAAUUCUAGUUCUACACACAGUAACACAUUUGUGCUAAUUAUAUUUUGGCUCAUGUUUAAUCAAGCUUUCUGGGUAAUUAUGCGAUCUGUAUUGCAAUUUCAACAUAUUUAGUUUGUUUCUUCGGUAUUGUUGAUAAAGUAUUUCUAUGAUAUUGUAUUCACACUAGAAGUUUCAGGAAAGCAAUUCCUGCUAUGGGUGCGUCCAACAGCUGUCCUGGUCUUGUUACAUCAAAGGUUACCGAUGGAGGAGAAAAUGUCAGAAUUAAGUAUGCAUCAUCAUCUAUGCAGGGUUGGUGUAAGAAAAUGGAGGAUGCUCAUGCAGUUGUCCCAGAUCUAGAUCGUACGACAUCUUUCUUUGGUGUUUAUGAUGGCCAUGGAGGGGCUGAAGUAGCAUUGUUAUGUGUGAGACAAUUUCAUAUUGAGCUUCGUAGCCAUCCAAACUAUCACAACAAUCUGAAUAAUGCAAUUCGGAGUGUGUUUUUCAGAAUGGAUGAGUUGUUGCAACAAUCAAAUGAAUGGAGGGAAUUAGUUAAUCUUAGUGAUAAUAGCAAUUGGAUACAGUUUAUCACUAACCGUUGGCCCUUCAGAAAGGAAACUCCUUAUGUAGCACCACAACACACAGGAAGCACAGCAUGCGUAGCUGUUGCUAGAGGCAACCGGAUCACUGUCGGAAAUGUUGGAAAUUCUCGUUGUGUACUCUCAAGGAAUGGUCAGGCAAUUGAAUUAUCCACUGAUCACAAACCAAAUCAUCGGGAUGAAAGACGGAGAAUUCAAAGAGCAGGAGGACGAGUACUAAGGGAUAAGCAUGUUAUAUUAGAAGUAGGAGGAGAAGGAGGACAAAUAGCGAAAAAGUUCGGGAUCAGUCUGAUCGAAGGAGUGUUAGCCACCUCCAGAGUGAUUGGUGAUUUCGCAUUCAAGCAGAACAAGAAUUUACCUCCUGCAGAACAAAUGGUGAUAUGUAAUCCAGACCUUCGCUCUAUGGAGAUAGCCGAUGAUAUUGAGCUUCUUGUCAUAGCAAGUGAAGGUAUCUGGGAAUGUAUGACAAGUCAGGAUGUGGUUGAUUUUGUACACGAGGAGUUAGCAUCCGGGGAGACCGAUCUGCGCGUCAUUUGCGAGAGGCUUGUCGACCGCGGCCUGCCAUCGGGCAUCAACACAACUGCCAUACUGGUUCAGUUCAAGGACGGCACCGGCGCUCCUUCCCCAACCGGGUCCGACGACGACGAGGGCGAGGGCAGCAGAGGCCGGGACGUUGAUCCUGAAGCCAGCGAAGAGCAGGGCGUCCUGCAUGAUGAUACUAUAAGAAGAGCACUUGAUUUCGUGAGAAGCAAGCAGGUAGUAGAAGGCGGGAAAUCAUCUUAGUGCACAGAGUUUUGGGUCAAGAGAAGAAAAGCUCCUGGGAUUUUGCAGGUUUUGCUACAGUGACGGUUUCCAUUUUCCUCUUCGUGGAAGACAGUGUUGAUGUGACGCCACUGCGUGCUUAGGAUAAUAACAUUUUUACUACUUUUGCUCUUAGUCUAGUAAUGCUGUCAGUGUCUGGGUACGUUCCAGAGGAGUUUCUGCUUGCAGUCCUACUGAAUUCUGAUACAGAAUCUUGAAGGUGCUUAAUCGAGUUACCAGCACACUCUAUAAUUGCUCACAGCCUUCAGACUUUCGC
Molecule: messenger RNA, 2258 nt
Organism: Phragmites australis (common reed)
Lineage: Eukaryota; Viridiplantae; Streptophyta; Magnoliopsida; Poales; Poaceae
Product: probable protein phosphatase 2C 21
Exons: 10
Coding region: 797-1963 (388 amino acids)
Biological process (GO): protein dephosphorylation
Molecular function (GO): cation binding; protein serine/threonine phosphatase activity
Source: RefSeq, a predicted model, not a curated record